Melitaea cinxia (Glanville fritillary) is the source of this 435-nucleotide messenger RNA. RefSeq lists its product as uncharacterized. The coding region runs from base 1 to 435 and encodes 144 amino acids. NCBI's taxonomy places the organism in Eukaryota, Metazoa, Arthropoda, Insecta, Lepidoptera, Nymphalidae. The record is from RefSeq and is a predicted model, not a curated record. The transcript has a single exon.
AUGCUGCGACGAAGGAACGCGUACCCAGUGUACGCGAGGGACUUCGCGGACGAGUACGAGCCCUAUGCAGUAGCGGCCAUCCCCGUGCACGCUCAAGUACCUAUCUUCCAGGUCAUCUCCCCCGCAGCGUACUCGGGGAAACUAAGGAAACCAAUCAAGCGACCUCAACCCAAUAGAGACUUGCACGCGUACCCCUCGUCGCACAUCGAACAGGCCUACCAACCGUACGCCUACAACCACGUGUAUGAAGAGUCUGUACCCCAGAAGUAUAAAGUGAAUCCGUACAACGAGGAAGCUUCUUCAGUAGUCGUGUAUGCUCGACCGAAUAAGAACGGUGGCUACACCUACCGCAAGCAACCCGCGCCGACGCCGGCGCCACAUACGCCGCAGGAACCCAUCAUAAUCAGAAUACACAAGUACCGAGUUAUCCAUUAA